Gigantopelta aegis is the source of this 1539-nucleotide messenger RNA. RefSeq names its product flocculation protein FLO11-like. The coding region runs from base 1 to 1539 and encodes 512 amino acids. Lineage: Eukaryota; Metazoa; Mollusca; Gastropoda; Neomphalida; Peltospiridae. The transcript is spliced from 11 exons. The record is from RefSeq and is a predicted model, not a curated record.
AUGGGUCGCAGGAUCGAUCGACUCAGGCCAAUCCACGACAACAGACACACCGUCAACUACAACAACUGCAACGACGACUACAACUACAACUGCAACUACGACAACUACAGCAACAACAACUACAACUGCACCAACGUCGGCGACGACAGUCCGCCCCCAUCAUCACCGUAUAGUCCACACCCAUCAUCACCGUCUAGUCCGCCCCCAUCAUCACCGUCUAGUCCACACCCAUCAUCAGAGUCUAGUCCGCCCCCAUCAUUACCGUCUAGUCCACACCCAUCAUCACCGUCUAGUCCGCCCCCAUCAUCACCGUCUAGUCCACACCCAUCAUCAGAGUCUAGUCCGCCCCCAUCAUCACCGUCUAGUCCACACCCAUCAUCACCGUCUAGUCCGCCCCCAUCAUCACAGUCUAGUCCGCCCCCAUCAUCAGAGUCUAGUCCGCCCCCAUCAUCACCGUCUAGUCCACACCCAUCAUCACCGUCUAGUCCGCCCCCAUCAUCACAGUCUAGUCCGCCCCCAUCAUCACCGUCUAGACCACACCCACCAUCACCGUCUAGUCCGCCCCCAUCAUCACCGUCUAGUCCGCCCCCAUCACCAACGUCUAGUCCACACCCAUCGUCACCUUUUACCAAUAGCAAGAAACCACCAGUAAUCUCCACGAAAGCUGCCUCAGUCAACAAGGAAACGACGGAGGACAGAAGUGGACACAUCACUCUCAAAUAUGGUUUCCACGAAGCAUUUGGUGAUUUGUCUGAUUGUGCACCUGGGAUGAAUGCUUGUGCAGAUACCAUGGCCAGUGAAAUAGAUGCAGCAACAGGCGAUACAAGCCUCGUUUGUCAAGCUGUAGAUAAGUCUCUUUCGUGCAUUGCCACGGAAACGUCUUCAUGCGAUGUACUCGCCAAGGCUCAAAUUGCAGGCGCUAUGACGAAUUUCAUCGAAACUUACAUAGGACCUGACUUCAACUGUACACUAGCUAACGCCAAUGACCCAGCAUUCCAGACAGACGCCUGCGGUGACGCCAUGUCAUACUGUAGCAACUUCUACUUCGAGGCUGAAUUCUCCCAAGAAAUGAUCGACGCAUGCGCAUUGUUCGACCAGUAUUUCACGUGCAUGUCGACAAAUACAUCUGUAUGCACGGACCCGACUGCUGUCACAGAGAUCCAAAACGCUGUCGACAAGACCAGGACAAUGGCAAAUGGAGAAUUCUACUUUUGUGAAGAAAGAAAGCAGUAUUCACUGGAUGCUUGUGAUAGCGGAUUUGAUCAAUGCGUGGCCCCAAUUUCCAGUGUAGGAAGUGGAAAGGAAGCUUGUCAGACAGUGGAUACGAUGAUUUCGUGCGUUGGAACGUUAACGGCUCUCGCCAGUGGGACCUGUAGUCCCAGACAGUCUACUCUCUACCAAGGAACCGCCAAGACCAUGUCUGAAUCCUUCACAGGAAGCCCGAACUUCUGUCUCUGGGACGACAACGCCUCUUCAACGAAUAUUUUGUCAACAGUUAACGCUGCAGUAGCUGUUUUGGCAUACUUAAUGACGUCGUAA